UGCUCUGUUUAUAGUGUUGAUAGCGGAUGCCUGAGAUUCCAAAGAAUAAAGCGCUGUUGAGGGGGAUGUUGUGUAUUGUUGAAAUGGAAGCGUAAAGUUAGUAGCCAGUUUGUAUUUUGAGAGGUUCAUAUUUACUUUUGCAGCUUUUUGGCGACGCGCAGAGGAAGAGUUUACUGUUAGCAUCUGAAGCGGUGGGAGACCGUUAGCUGCUUGGCUAAAGUGGAGAUAGGAUGUGAAUGAAUCCGGACGGGAUCAGCCCCAGGAACCGGAGCAGCACUGAGCCAGUCAGACAGACACACCCUUGUCUGGGAAGAGGAACUGGACCGUAUCAGCUCAGCGACAUGCAGUAACUACCCUUCAUAUCUCAUGCCAACAUGUGUUAGCCUCUAGCUGCUGGAUUCAUCCAAUUGGAAACCAGUUUGAGCCCAGUUAAAAGUGUGGACUUAAUAUGACCGACUCAUCAGCACCAUCAUGGCUCGGGCAGAGGUGAUAAUCCCCACCAGGCUGUCUGCUGCAGAUCCAGCCUCCACCCACGGCUAACCGGCACACAACAAGCCAGACUUUGUAGCCUACUUGACGUGUUUGUGGUCCGCGUGGAAUGAUGAGCUCUCCCAUGUACACCUUUGUUAGCCGCGAUGAUAACAGCACUAUUUAUGCAGAAGUAUCUAAAAUCCUGCUGUCCACCGGACACUGGAAGAGGCUGAAAAGAGACAAUCCCAGGUUCAACCUCAUGCUCGGUGAGCGGAACCGGCUGCCAUUUGGACGCCUUGGCCAUGAACCAGGACUGGUGCAGCUGGUGAAUUACUACAGAGGAGCAGACAAACUGUGCAGGAAGGCGUCGCUGGUCAAGCUAAUAAAGACCAGCCCAGAGCUGUCAGACUCCAGCAACUGGUUCCCAGAGUCCUACAUCAUCUACCCCACCAACCUCAACACUCCCGUUGCCCCGGCUACCAACGGCAUCAGCCACCUGAAGAGCAACCCGAAGACAGACGAGCGGGAAGUCUUCCUGGCGUCCUACCAUGCUAAGAAGGAGAGCGGAGAGGGAACCGUGUGGAUCGCCAAGUCUUCUGCUGGAGCUAAAGGUGCUGGUAUUCUGAUCUCGCAUGAUGCCAAUCAGCUGCUGGACUAUAUUGACAAUCAGGGACAGGUUCAUGUUAUCCAGAAGUACCUGGAGAAACCCCUACUGCUGGAGCCGGGCCAUCGGAAGUUUGACAUCAGGAGCUGGGUUCUGGUGGACCAUCAGUAUAACAUCUACCUGUACCGGGAGGGCGUGCUGCGGACCUCGUCUGAGCCCUACAACAGUGCAGACCUGCAGGACAUGACCAGCCACCUGACCAAUCACUGCAUCCAGAAGGAGCACUCGCAGAACUACGGCCGCUAUGAGGAGGGCAACGAGAUGUUCUUUGACGAGUUCAAGCUGUACCUGCUCAACACUCACAGCGUCACCCUGGAGACGACCAUAUUACCUCAGAUCAAACACGUCAUCAAGAGCUGCCUGUCGUGCAUCGAGGCGGCCAUCAGCACCAAGCACCUGUCUUACCAGAGCUUCCAGCUGUUUGGCUUUGACUUCAUGGUCGACGAAAACUUCAAAGUGUGGCUCAUCGAGAUCAACGGCGCUCCAGCCUGCGCUCAGAAACUCUACCCAGAAUUAUGUCAAGGCAUCAUUGACGUGGCGAUCUCCAGCGUCUUCACGCUCAACAGCGACUCGUCGUCCGCUUCGUCGUCCCCUUACUCCUCCUCCCCGUCUUCUCUCUUCACCUCCAACUCCUGCUCCUCUCCGAAGCUGAGGGGCCCUCUGCACGUGGGCCCUUUCACCCGCCUCUAGGGGCCCUCCGUCCAAACCUCACCCAGCAGGAGAAGCACAUGUGGAAACACAUGGCUUCUACAGUCAGUUAAGUGAUGAAGAAGACGGUGGGAGAUGGUCACACUGCAAAAACACAAAAUCUUACCAAGGACUUUUGGUCUAAUUUCUAGUCCAAAUAUCUUAGUAAACUUGAAAUAAGACAAAAACUUAGAAAUAACGUUUCAACAAGAUCUAGGAGCUUGUUUUGAGUCAGUAAACCCUUCAUAUUGAUGAAAACGUUCUACUGGCAGAUUAUGUCACUAAUGACAAGAAAAGUUUCUUGCUAUAAGUGAAAUAAUCAUUUGUUUCCAUCAAUAUGAAGGAAGCUCCUAUAGCUUGCUGAAAAGUUACUUUUAAGUUAGUUUUGUCUUAUUUACAGUAUUCCAUGAUAUCUGCACUAGAAAUUAGACCAAAAUGGUCUAGUUGGUAUGAUUUUGUUUUUGCAGUGUACCGAACACUGUGAGGGUUUCUAACCCUUUUUUCCUCCAUCGUUGGAUGGAUGGAUGGAUGGAUGGAUGGAGGUGUGAAGGAAGUUGAGAUGCUCCAAAUGAGUCUUACCGUGCCUUAGAUUUCCAGCCACUCUCCCUGAAACAGACGCUAAACGUGGCUUUGUUAUUGGCUCAUACUUGUUCUAUAGAAGCCGGCUGCUCUGUUGCUACACAUGAUCAAUGCCCACAACACAACGACCAGAUUAUGUGAUGCGUCAUUCUAGUUGUCUCUUUUUACCAUGCAAAAGACCGGUUCUACUCAUAAUUAUGGUUUAAGAUCUUCUUGAAGUGUAGCAUUUAUGAACAACAUGAGUGAUAAGACACUACAUAUUUAUGUUGAGGAGCAGCUGGGAGGAAAAAACGGACUAGAAACAUUAUGUUUUCUCAUUUUUAAGUUUCUUACUGUGGCGGUUCUUUCAUGAGUGGCACCAACGAUGGUUUUUAAUAUAGAAAUAAUGUUGAAAUUUUCCUGAGAUACCAUUUCUGAGACCAACACCUACUGGUCCUCAUAGAAAAUCAUGUUGCUCACCCAGAUUCCUGCAGAUUGGGAAGUUGGAAUACUUAGAUGCAAUUCUACUUGAAGGCAGCCAAUCCUGGGUCACCAUUGACUUUCCUUAGCCCUGAUUGGCUGUACCUCCAGAUAAGAAACAUUGUAGAUGUUAGCUAGUGGUAACACAGUUUCACUGUGCUAAUGAACGUAUUUCAAGAUAUAUUUGGGGUUUGAACUAUAAAAAUGAGCAUUUUUUUGAGCGGACAAUGAAGAAGCCAAAAUUGGUUUAACUUUAUUUUGUUAAUUUUUCGGGGGGGUUUGUUUUUGUUAUUUAAUUCAAAGCUAUGUUCAGUCCAGAAAACUGUUAAAAGUUGUUUGAGUUUGAAACUUUGAGCGUUUUUAGGUGGGCUCUCAGGUAUUCGCAGAUUUUAGCUACUCGUGAGGCUGUGACCUCUCAAAUCCUGGGAGUUUACAAUAUUAGAGCGAUGCUCGCUUGGUGCCGUGCAUCUGAGGUGAUAUCUGGACAUGAAAAUGAUGAAUGGCUGCCUUUUUGUGUUAUUUUUUUCAAAUGAGCAUUCUUGCCAUCCCUUGCCAUCAAUUUCAACAGUAUCAAGAGCCAUGUCUGCAGCCCUAAAAGAUCUUUUGUAUUCCAGCCUUCUAAGUGGAUUAAAAAAGGAGAGGAACACAACAUGAAAGACAAGAGUCUAGUAUUAAAGUGUUGUAAACAAAAAUAUUUUUUGAUUUUUUUUUUUGUUUUGUUUUUAAAGAGAGCAUGUUUGUAGAAAAGCAUGUAGCAUUCAGCUCCAGACAGAAACAGUUUUUUUGUUUUGUGUUUUUAUGUUUAUUGUGCAGUUAGAUGACGCGUUAUCGUGAAAGCAACGUGUUGGUUUAGUUUUCAAGCAUUUGGACGUGAAAUAGAGCAGGUAGUGGAGAAUGUCAAUUAUUAUUUAAAACAUUUAAUGACCCUCUGAAAUUGGGUUAGCUGAUGUCAGCAUUUUUAUUUUAGCUAAAUGUUUGUGAUCAGUAGUCAGAUGUUUGUGGGUUUUUUGUUCAAUUUAAUUUCAGCUACAAAAUGAGUAAUUUAGCAGGUUUUGUCUCAUUUUCGGUGGGUUAGCGUUGGUCAAAGAUGUCCUGUUUCCUUCAGAUACAAAGAGAAACUGUUUCUGUAAAGGGCAUUUGUCAUGACAUUUAAUUUUCCACUGAGCUUGUAGUUUAAUUAAUUUUAAUGUCUGGAAUUUUGCAAAAAUUGUAAAAAAUAAAAUGAAGGACAUAAAGGAAGGAGAAAGUAGUUGACGUUGCAAAUGAGGACGUUAGAACAAAAUGGCUGCCCCAGAAGAAUGUGGAAAAAUGAAGGUUGUUAUGGAGAUUUAUUGGACUGUGGGAAAGGCAUUGUAGAGCAAUAGUUUAGAGAAAUAAAAUCCCAGUAAACUACACAUUCACUUAGCUCAGACACAAAGGAAAGAAAAAGACUCUGCAGCUCAAAGAAACAUUAAAUGUUGCUCAUUCACUUUGAAAACCAAUAAAAUAAAGGCAGGAUUUUAUUUAUUUAGUCUUUUAGUUUCUUUCUAGGGUGUCUGGCUCUGAAAUCAGGUGAUAUUUGCCUUUUGUACUUGCUGUGUUUUUAAUGUCCAUAAUGACUGGGAAAAUCCCAGAAAUGGAAUAUGAUGGGAGCAGGAAGUGUCUGAGAGAGAAGGGUGCCUUUAGCAGGAAUAAAAAGGAAAACAUUAAAAAGCACCUUUAUUACUUUGCAUUGAAGUAAACUUUUAAAAAUCAUGAUGUCAGUUUCUUUAAAUUUUUUUUGCAUAGUUUAAUUCUGUUUAUAAGGUAUUCCUCUCAUUUUUACCAAAGAUGAACUUUUGUCCAGCUGUUUGUUUGGCAGAAUGAAAGAAAAAGCUAACAUUCUGGUUGUGUUUCUUUUUUUCCCCUUGCUGUAACGUUUAGUUUUAAAGCUUGCAUGAACAUCUGUCUUCAUGAUGAACAGUGUUAGAAUAAAAUCAAACAUUUGUCUCUAA
Messenger RNA from Xiphophorus couchianus (Monterrey platyfish), 4833 nucleotides. RefSeq names its product tubulin tyrosine ligase (gene ttl). The record is from RefSeq and is a predicted model, not a curated record. Lineage: Eukaryota; Metazoa; Chordata; Actinopteri; Cyprinodontiformes; Poeciliidae. Gene Ontology annotation, biological process: microtubule cytoskeleton organization; protein modification process. Bases 599 to 1825 code for a protein of 408 amino acids. Gene Ontology annotation, cellular component: spindle microtubule. Gene Ontology annotation, molecular function: tubulin-tyrosine ligase activity. The transcript is spliced from 7 exons.